CCACACGUCAUUUUUGAUUUCGUCCAAUCUCACUGUUGAAUAUUUAUCCCAGCACGAUCAGCCCACUCCAUAGUUAAAUCUCUCUCCUGGAAAAGAAAAAUUAUUUUCUUUGCCCUCUCUAUAUUCCGUCUCUAGCUAAUACCGAUGUUUAUAAACACGGCAGUUAACUAAUAAAUAACAGCUAUGCCGUCCGCAACCGCAACCGCAACUUCGGCUCCAUCUCCGAUUCUCGAAAUUCCUCCUCAUACAACACCUCAACUACACCACAACCUCAAGCACGACAGCUCUGUUCUUGCGCUCGCCGUUGGGAAUGAUAGUAUAUACGCUGGAACCCAGAAUGGAGAAAUUAUCGUGUGGCUUUUGGGUACAUUUCAGAAGACACACCAUGUGCAAGCCCAUAAACGCAGCGUUAUGUGUCUCUUCCUCUCUGAAGAUGGCUCCCUUCUCUUUUCGAGCGCCAGCGACCCAAUUGUGAACGUAUGGUGCCCCCGAACCAUGACGCGUCUCUAUGAGAUAUAUAGCACGAACGAUUCCUUUGGCGACAUCUUUUCCGUCUCAUAUUCCUCCCAACACGAAACCGUGUACUAUGGUGCACAAAAUACGUCUAUACAAUGGGUUAGUCUAAAAGAUCCCGAUAGGCGUGUCCCACACGAUUCCCCGAAUCAUCCCGACAGAAGGAACCACCGAUUCUUCGACUCCCGAGCUGUUGGUGGAGCCAGUACGCCCCGACCUACGGAUGAACGGUACGACUUAAUACCCCGAUCUCAAACCGUACUGGAGACGGAUAAGAGAGCAAACAAGAUGUUCGCCCAUUACGGUUACAUCUAUUGUAUGCUUAUGGCAAAGGGUGCGACCACCUACACGGAACCAGAUGAGGAUGUUUUAAUAUCGGGUGGUGGAGACGGUACUGUGAAAGUUUGGAAGCUUGGUGGACAUGAAAUCGGUCCAGACGGGUACGAGAACGGAAUCGAAGAGAUAAUGGUUCUAGGGGAGCAGGAUGCUAUGUCCGUCAUGUCGCUCGCUGUUGACGGUUCAUUCCUAUACAGCGGGAAGUUAGACGGCAUCAUCGAGUUAUGGGAUCUCGAUACGAAGCAGAAGCUCAGAGCAAUCAAGGCUCAUAAGGGCGAUGUUAUGGCUAUUAAGAUGGGCUGGGGUUAUCUAUGGAGCGCAAGUCGCGCUGGAACGGCAUGCAAACAUAAUACCGUCCACUAUGGGGAAUAUCAGCGCGAUUCGUCACAGAACGUCAACCAGAAAUACCAAUGCUUAACCCAGUGGAAGGCCCACGAUGGCAAAGUGUUAUCUUCUGCGAUCACUACCUACGAUGGAAAGCACAUGUAUAUUACAGGUGCCAACGAUAACAAUGUCGCCAUUUGGAUGCUCAAGAACAAAGAGACAACUGAGCAGCCGUCACCCGAAGAGCAUGAGGAUAUGAUGAUAACAUCUCUCCGAGAGUUUGUAUCAUUCAAAACAGUCUCUUCUAGGCCCGAGUAUGCGGAAGAUUGUCGUCGAGGUGCCAGCUUCCUCCGCACAUUGUUCAAGAAACUUGGCGGAGAUGUUGACAUGUUGAGCGAUGAAGAUACGUUUCAUCAUCCAGUAGUACUCGCCAAGUUCAGCGGGAAACUUGAGCCAGCCGAGAAGCGAAAGAAGAUCCUCUUCUAUGGCCAUUAUGAUGUUGUAGCAGCGGAGACCAGAAACGGGAAAUGGAACAAUGAUCCUUUCCAACUCACCGGAACUAAUGGAUAUCUUUAUGGUCGCGGAGUUAGCGAUAAUAAGGGCCCCAUUAUGGCUGCUCUCUAUGCUGUCACUGACCUCAUACAAGCAAAGUCGCUGGAUUCAGAUGUUGUUUUUCUCAUCGAAGGACAAGAAGAAUCCGGGUCCCGGGGAUUCAAGGAAACCGUACGCAAAAAUAAGGAUCGAAUCGGCAAUAUCGAUUACAUCCUUUUGGCUAACAGCUAUUGGCUCAACGACGAGACCCCGUGCCUUACGUACGGCCUAAGGGGUGUUAUGCACGCGACUGUUUGUGUUGAAUCUAGAAAUCCGGAUCUUCAUUCCGGUGUUGACGGCUCGUAUAUGGUCAAUGAGCCAUUAUCUGAUCUCAUGAUGUUACUCUCGAAGCUAAAGGGCCCGCGAAACCACAUCAUGCUACCUGGGUUUUACGACGGCAUUCUUCCCUUAACACCUGAGGAGGAAGCUCGAUACGAUGAUAUAUUGUCAGUUCUUAUGGAACAGGGCCAGAAUGGUGUUUCGGCGGACGUGCUCAAGGCUAGUCUUAUGGCGCGGUGGCGUGAGCCGAAUCUCACACACCACAAAGUUAAAGUCUCGGGUCCUGAUGGCAGCUUGAUUAGCAGCCACGCAAAUGCUAAGAUUAGUGUUCGACUCGUCCCUGGACAAGAGGUUGAAGAAGUUACUAGCUCCUUAACUUCCUUCCUGGAGGAAGAGUUCCGCAAUCUAGGGUCAGACAAUAAGCUGAGUAUUCAGAUCGACAACCAAGCCGAACCCUGGCUUGGCGACCCUAACAAUUACAUCUUUCAGACCCUCGAAGAAGCUCUCAUGCAAGCGUGGGCUCCAUUGUUUGACACGGGGAGCAACGGUGUCAGGAACGGUGCAGGUAUAAAUGGAAACCGCACGAACGGCAAACCCAAGCUCCGCAAGCCCCUCUACAUCAGAGAAGGCGGCUCGAUCCCGGCCAUAAGGUUCCUGGAGAAAGAGUUUAAUGCGCCGGCAGCUCAUUUGCCAUGCGGCCAAUCAUCGGACUCGGCUCAUCUGAAUAACGAGAGACUACGGGUGGUGAAUCUGCUGAAGAGUCGCGAGAUCUUCGCCUACGUAUUUAAAAAGCUAUAGACAGGGAGCAUAAUUGCGAAGUUUUGAUGGUUGCCCGGUGUAUAAAGGAGAUGCACACUUAUAUUGAUUUAUCUACUCGCGGUAAUGUAUUGAUACAAAUUAGAAAGUGGAACGACAGCGAGGCGUUUGCGGUGCUCCUACAUUAUAGAAAUAUAGAUACCCUUGGUACUAAUUCCUUUCUGACGUUCUUGAAUGAUGAUCUACUGGUUCUUUAUCCUU
Molecule: messenger RNA, 3060 nt
Organism: Daldinia caldariorum
Lineage: Eukaryota; Fungi; Ascomycota; Sordariomycetes; Xylariales; Hypoxylaceae
Product: glutathione degradosome
Exons: 2
Coding region: 184-2841 (885 amino acids)
Biological process (GO): glutathione catabolic process; proteolysis
Molecular function (GO): peptidase activity; protein binding
Source: RefSeq, a predicted model, not a curated record